Molecule: messenger RNA, 888 nt
Organism: Acanthosepion pharaonis
Lineage: Eukaryota; Metazoa; Mollusca; Cephalopoda; Sepiida; Sepiidae
Source: the annotation of a GenBank genome assembly
AUGCCUUAUUUUGCUCUUAUUUGCCUUUUGUAUUUUCCCUCCUUUGUUUUAUUUUCUUUCUUUUCCCUCUUUUUUACAACUAUGCCUUAUUUGCUCUUAUUUCCUUUUUUUAUUUUUGUCCUUUUUCUGUAUACUCUUUUUUUCCGUCGCUUUUUGAACUAUGUUUUUUUUGUGCUCUUAUUUGCAUUUUGUAUUAUCUCCUUUGUCUGUAAACUCUUUCUUUUCCCUCCCUUUUUGAACUAUGCCUUAUUUAUGCUCUUAUUUGCCUUUUGUAUUUUUCCUUUGUCUGUAAACUCUUUCUUUUCCCUCGCUUUUUCAACUAUGCCUUAUUUGUGCUCUUAUUUCCCUUUUGUAUUUUUGUCCUUUGUCUGUAUACUCUUUCUUUUCCCUCGCUUUUUCAACUAUGCCUUAUUAGUGCUCUUAUUUCCCUUUUGUAUUUUUGUCCUUUUUCUGUAUACACUUUCUUUUCCCUCGCUUUUUGAACUAUGCCUUAUUUGUUCUCUUAUUUGCCUUUUGUAUUUUCUCAUUUGUCUGUAUACUUUUUCUUCUCCCUCGCUUUUUCAACUAUGCCUUAUUUGUGCUCUUAUUUGCCUUUUGUAUUUUCUCCUUUGUCUGUAUACUCUUUCUUUUCCCUCACUUUUUCAACUAUGCCUUAAUGGUGCUCUUAUUUGCCUUUUUAUAUUUUUGUCCUUUUUCUGUCUCUCUUUCUUUUCCCCCUCGCUUUUUUCAACUAUGCCUUAUUUGUGCUCUUAUUUGCCUUUUGUAUUUUUUCUCCUUUGUCUGUAUACUCUUUCUUUCCCCCUUUUUUCAACUAUUCCUUAUUUGUGCUCUUAUUUGCCUUUUGUAUUUUCUCCUUUUUUAUCUCUUUCUUUUCCCUCGCUUUUUUGA